AUGGAGCCGUGGAAGCAGUGCGCGCAGUGGCUCAUCUACUGCAAGGUGCUGCCCGCCAACCACCGGGUCACCUGGGAUUCGGCGCAGGUGUUCGAUCUGGCCCAAACCCUCCGCGAUGGAGUCCUGCUAUGCCAGCUGCUCAACAAUCUCCGGGCGCACUCCAUCAACCUGAAGGAGAUCAACCUGAGGCCGCAGAUGUCCCAGUUUCUCUGUUUGAAGAACAUAAGGACCUUUCUCACUGCCUGUUGCGAGACGUUUGGAAUGAGAAAAAGUGAACUCUUUGAGGCAUUUGACCUGUUUGAUGUCCGUGACUUUGGAAAGGUUAUAGAAACACUCUCACGACUUUCUCGAACACCGAUAGCAUUGGCUACAGGAAUCAGGCCCUUCCCAACAGAAGAAAGCAUCACUGAUGAAGACAUCUACAAAGGCCUUCCUGACUUAAUAGAUGAAACCCGUGUGGAAGAUGAAGAAGAUCUCUACGACUGUGUGUAUGGGGAGGAUGAAGGUGGAGAGGUUUAUGAGGACUUAAUGAAAGCAGAGGAAGCGCAUCAGCCUAAAUGUCCAGAAAAUGAUGUAAGAAGUUGUUGCCUAGCAGAAAUUAAGCAGACAGAAGAAAAAUACACAGAAACUUUGGAGUCGAUAGAGAAAUAUUUCAUGGCACCCCUCAAAAGAUUUCUGACAGCAGCAGAAUUUGAUUUGGUGUUCAUCAACAUUCCUGAACUUGUGAAAAUUCAUCGGAACCUAAUGCAAGAGAUCCAUGAUGCCAUUAUAAAUAAAAAUGACCAGAACUUGUAUCAAGUUUUCAUUAACUAUAAAGAAAGGUUGGUUAUUUAUGGGCAGUACUGCAGUGGAGUGGAGUCGGCCAUCUCUAAUUUAGACUACAUUUCUAAGACAAAAGAAGAUGUGAAAUUGAAACUAGAGGAAUGUUCCAAAAGAGCAAAUAAUGGGAAAUUCACUCUUCGAGAUUUGCUUGUGGUUCCGAUGCAACGUGUUUUAAAGUAUCACCUUCUUCUCCAGGAGCUGGUCAAGCAUACCACUGAUUCCACCGAGAAAGCAAAUCUGAAACUUGCUCUUGAUGCAAUGAAGGACUUGGCACAAUAUGUAAAUGAAGUGAAAAGAGACAAUGAGACCCUGCGUGAAAUUAAGCAGUUUCAGCUGUCGAUAGAAAAUUUGAACCAACCAGUCUUGCUUUUUGGGAGGCCUCAGGGAGACGGUGAAAUUCGAAUAACCACUCUAGACAAGCAUACAAAGCAAGAAAGGCACAUCUUCUUAUUUGACUUGGCAGUGAUUGUGUGUAAAAGGAAAGGAGAUAACUAUGAAAUGAAGGAGAUAAUAGAUCUUCAGCAGUACAAGAUAGCCAACAAUCCGACAACUGAUAAAGAAAAUAAAAAGUGGUCUUAUGGUUUCUACCUCAUCCAUACCCAAGGACAAAAUGGGUUAGAAUUUUAUUGCAAAACAAAAGAUUUAAAGAAAAAAUGGCUGGAACAGUUUGAAAUGGCUUUAUCAAAUAUAAGACCAGACUAUGCAGACUCCAAUUUCCAUGACUUCAAAAUGCACACCUUCACUCGGGUCACAGCCUGCAAAGUCUGCCAGAUGCUCUUGAGAGGAACAUUUUAUCAAGGCUAUUUAUGUUUUAAGUGUGGUGCGAGAGCACACAAAGAAUGUUUGGGAAGAGUCGACAAUUGUGGCAGAGUUAAUUCUGGUGAACAAGGGACGCUCAAACCACCUGAGAAACGGACCAACGGACUUCGAAAAAACUCCCGGGAUCCAGGCUUACCCAAGAUGCAGGUCAUUAGGAACUAUACUGGAACCCCACCCCCGGCUCUUCAUGAAGGACCUCCAUUACACAUCCAGGCAGGGGACACCAUUGAGCUUCUGAAAGGAGAUGCACAUAGUCUGUUUUGGCAGGGUAGAAAUUUUGCAUCUGGAGAGGUUGGAUUUUUUCCAAGUGAUGCUGUCAAACCUUGUCCAUGUGUGCCCAAACCAGUAGAUUAUUCUUGCCAACCCUGGUAUGCUGGAGCAAUGGAAAGAUUGCAGGCAGAGACUGAACUUAUUAAUAGGGUAAAUAGUACUUACCUUGUGAGGCACAGGACCAAAGAGUCAGGAGAAUAUGCAAUUAGCAUUAAGUAUAAUAAUGAAGCAAAGCACAUCAAGAUUUUAACAAGAGAUGGCUUUUUUCACAUUGCAGAAAAUAGAAAAUUUAAAAGUUUAAUGGAACUUGUGGAAUACUACAAGCAUCAUUCUCUUAAAGAAGGGUUCAGAACCUUAGAUACAACUCUACAAUUUCCAUACAAGGAGCCAGAACAUUCAGCUGGACAGCGGGGUAACAGAGCAGGCAAUAACUUGUUGAGCCCCAAAGUGCUGGGUAUCGCCAUUGCCCGCUAUGACUUCUGUGCAAGGGACAUGCGAGAACUGUCCUUGUUGAAAGGCGAUAUGGUGAAGAUCUACACAAAGAUGAGUGCUAAUGGCUGGUGGCGAGGAGAAGUGAAUGGCAGAGUGGGCUGGUUUCCAUCCACGUACGUGGAAGAGGAUGAAUAA
This is a messenger RNA of Chrysochloris asiatica (Cape golden mole), 2538 nucleotides long. RefSeq names its product vav 3 guanine nucleotide exchange factor (gene VAV3). Gene Ontology annotation, molecular function: protein binding; guanyl-nucleotide exchange factor activity. Gene Ontology annotation, biological process: intracellular signal transduction; cell migration; regulation of GTPase activity. Gene Ontology annotation, cellular component: cytoplasm; plasma membrane. NCBI's taxonomy places the organism in Eukaryota, Metazoa, Chordata, Mammalia, Afrosoricida, Chrysochloridae. Bases 1 to 2538 code for a protein of 845 amino acids. The record is from RefSeq and is a predicted model, not a curated record. The transcript is spliced from 27 exons.